Messenger RNA from Striga hermonthica, 1233 nucleotides. NCBI's taxonomy places the organism in Eukaryota, Viridiplantae, Streptophyta, Magnoliopsida, Lamiales, Orobanchaceae. The record is from the annotation of a GenBank genome assembly.
AUGGGUGGGCCCAAGGAUCAAGAUUUUGCCCCUCCUCCCUCCAAAUGCAUGGAUCCUCCCAAGAGAAGGCUUUAUCAGGUUUGGAAGGGUAGGAAUAAAUUCCUGUGUGGGGGGAGAUUGAUCUUUGGUCCCGAUGCACCAUCCGUUAUGUUGUCAACAUUACUGAUUGGGGGGCCAGCUUUGACUUUCUGCUUCAAAAUGCUUCUGAGAAUAUCGGAAGCCGAUCUCUUGUACGGCCGGGCCGUGUUGACUGUGGGGCUCGUCCUCACGUGUUUGGAUUUGACUUUUCUUUACAUGACGGCUUCGAGAAACCCGGGAAUAAUACCUAGGAACUCCCGGCUGCCCAAUUCUGACAGCCGCUCGAUAUCUAUGGCAUCCAUUGACUGGAUAAACUGCGAAACACCCUCUUUGAGAAUUCCAAGAUUGAAGGAUGUGUAUGUGAACGGGCACACAGUAAAGGUGAAAUUUUGCGACACGUGCUUGCUGUACAGGCCACCUCGUGCUUCCCAUUGCUCCAUUUGCAACAACUGUGUCGAGAGGUUCGACCAUCACUGCCCCUGGGUUGGCCAGUGUAUUGGAGUUAGAAACUACAGAACGUUCAUCUUGUUUGUGAUGACAUCAACAUUGCUUUGCAUACACGUUUUCACGUUCUCUUUGGUGAAUUUGCUCAAAGAUCCGGGCCCACUUUGGAGAAGUAUGUCACGAGACGUGUUAUCGGUUAUCCUUCUCGUUUACUGCUUCAUCUCGGUUUGGUUUGUCGGUGGACUUACCGUCUUGCACUUCUAUCUUAUGUGCACCAAUCAGACGACGUACGAGAACUUCCGAUAUCGUUACGACACGAAGGAAAACCCGUACAAUGAAGGGGCUUUUAACAACCUAAAGGAGAUUCUCUUCUCGAAGUCUGUGCCUUCGCAAGUCAACUUCCGCGAGUGGGUGACGGUCGACGAUAUUGACGAGUCGACUGCGGGUUCGUUUUACGGGAGAUACCUCGGCUCCGACAUCAAGAAGCCAAGCUUUGUGGAUUUGGAGGCGGGCGUUCUUGGAAAGGAUGGGAAACCGGUCGUGCGGGACUACAAUGGGAUAGACGAGGGCUUGAAGAAGCCCAAGGGCGAAAGCGUCAUUCUUGAUUCUUGUUUCGUCCCGAGCGAUCGGGAAGAGAAAUGCGGUGAGGAGGAUGAUGAAGAGAGUGAGGUUAGCUCUCAAAGAACAUCAUCUGGUGUGCUCCAUAGAUAA